GUGAUUCGCUCGCUUGCACUUCACCGUACAACGGCGUCGCUGCUUUUCCCAGUUCAGAGGGUGACUCGAGCCAACAGUAAUUUCGAGUAAUGCAAGCGGAAACCGCAACCAUGCGCGUGUCAGAAAGUGAAGGAAGACUCGAACUCUACGGGCAGAACAGGAGCGCUGGGAGAGGCGGCUCGAAAGGCUGGCAGUACAGUGAUCACAUGGAGAAUGUCUAUGGCUAUCUUAUGAAAUACACAAAUCUUGUCACAGGAUGGCAGUAUCGGUUUUUUGUCCUAAAUAAUGAUGCAGGAGUGCUAGAAUAUUUUGUAAAUGAGCAGUCCAGAGGCCAAAAGCCUAGAGGGACAUUGCAUCUUGCAGGUGCUGUUAUAUCACCCAGCGAUGAAGAUUCUCACACUUUUACAGUUAAUGCAAUCAGUGGAGAACAGUACAAGCUUCGAGCAACAGAUGCAAAAGAGCGACAGCACUGGGUUAGCAGAUUACAGAUCUGUACACAACAUCACACAGAAGCCAUGGGCAAAAAUAAUCCACCUCUAAAAUCUCGCAGUUUCUCGAUCGCCUCACAAGGCUGCAGCAGCUCACCAAUACUACAGAGAAGAUCCAGUCAGAAUAUGGCUUCUUUCUUCAGUGUGUCACAACAUAAAACUUUGACAGUCAAAAGAUCUCAACAGCCUGACCACUUAGUGGAUGUCCAGGAGAUGAUGUCACAAGCUGAAGGACAGCAUAAGGACUUGAUCCAGAUGAUUGAAGGUUUACCAUCCUCUGUUGAUGUCUCUCCAUUGGACCAGGACCUGCUUAUGCUAAAAGCAACUUCAAUGGCCACCAUGAACUGCUUGAAUGACUGCUUUCACAUUUUACAACUCCAACAAAUUGCGCAACAGAAAUGUUCUCUACCUGGGUCAGCAACUAUUGAGUGGCUGGAACCUAGGCUUCCUCUCUCAGAUCACCUUAAAAAUGGGAGUACUCACCAGAGUUUCUCAACUGAUGACAACAAGUCAGAAGAUGCAUGCCACAACCAGGAUAUUGCAGAACAUGUCGACUUAACCAUGGAACAAGAUGAAAUUGACACAGAUGAUGAACUAGAGGAUUCUUUUGAUGACAAAGAAGAUGACUUGGGUGCUGUGGAAGAGCAACGCAGUGUUAUCUUACACCUGUUAUCCCAGCUAAAGCUGGGGAUGGAUUUGACAAGAGUGGUUCUUCCUACAUUUAUUUUGGAAAAGCGCUCAUUAUUGGAAAUGUAUGCAGAUUUUAUGUCCCAUCCAGAUCUCUUUAUUGCUAUUACAAAUGGCGCAAGCCCAGAGGAGCGAAUGAUACGAUUUGUGGAGUAUUACCUCACUUCUUUCCAUGAAGGACGCAAGGGAGCCAUAGCAAAGAAACCAUACAACCCCAUCAUAGGAGAAACCUUCCGCUGUUCAUGGAGGAUACCUAAAGAUAAAAUUUCUUCACAGAAAAGUGGUGUCUCAUCACAAUGCAAUAUGAACAAGUCUGGCUCAGAAGGAUCAAAAGAGUUGUCAGAAUACUAUCACGUGCGAUUCAUUGGAGAACAGGUUUCCCAUCAUCCACCUGUGUCUGGAUUUUAUGCAGAAUGUGAGGAGAGGAAAAUGUGCGUGAAUACUCAUGUAUGGACAAAAAGCAAAUUCAUGGGAAUGUCUAUUGGAGUUUCAAUGAUUGGUGAAGGCAUUUUGUGUCUUCUAGAGCAUGAUGAAGAAUAUUUGUUUACUCUGCCUUGUGCAUAUGCACGGUCCAUACUCACAGUACCCUGGGUUGAACUAGGUGGAAAAGUCAGUGUCAACUGUGCUAAAAGUGGGUACUCGGCAGCCAUUACCUUCCAAACCAAACCUUUUUAUGGAGGAAAACUGCACAAAGUAACUGCAGAAGUGAAGCACAAUCCUACCAACAUGGUUGUUUGCAAAAUUCAAGGAGAAUGGAAUGGUGUUCUAGAAUUCACAUAUAGCAAUGGUGAGACAAAAACUGUUGAUGUUACUAAACUUCCUGUAACACGGAAACGGGCCCGUCCCAUUGAAAAGCAAGGAGCAUAUGAGUCAAGACGAUUGUGGCAGAAUGUAACCGAUUCACUGAGAGCAGGAGAUAUAGAUAAGGCAACAGAGCAUAAGCAUUUACUGGAGGAAAGACAGAGGACUGAAGAGAGGCAUCGGAGAGAAACGGAAACACUAUGGCAUACUAGAUAUUUCCAAAGAGAGGGUGAAGGUUGGGUAUAUAAGAAGCCUUUAUGGAAAGCCUGCAAAGAAAGCACCUAAUACUCUGCAUGGCCUUUAAAUACAGAUGAUCUUUCAGUUAAGCUCAAAGUGACUGCAUUAGGCUUUAAUUUAGCCAUAAUGUGUGUUGUAUUCAGAUUUUGAUUUUGUUUUGUUAAUGGUUGAUGAAGAUUAUGAAACAUCAUCUUUCUCCAUUAGCCGCAUUCACAAGUAUAGGUUUAUACUGUUAAAGGCACUUUAAAAUUUACUUUGAGUAAGAAAAAAGGUGCAUAUUUUAUAAUAUUGGACACUUUUGUAUUUACAAGUUAUAAGACUGGUGGUCUUCAAAUUUAAAUGUUCUCUUGCACAUUUUUAAGAGGUACUUUUAUCAGUGCUGCCUUAAGAAUAUGAUGGCCUUUUGGCAGCUAGGAAAUUCACCACUGUUUUUCAUUAGCUUAAUUAAGUGGACUUGUAAACUACAUUUUUAAUGUAUCAGGGAGUUUGAACGCACAAUGCUAAUAUACAAGUGAUGGAAAUGAGCGGUAAAAUUGCUUGUACACUCUAUAAAUCAGUAACUUUUGAUAACCUUCAUCAAUGUGCAAAUGCUGAAUAUUAUGUCAGGAAAAUGGAUGCCUAAUCAACUUGCAUUUGAAGAUGAAGCAGCAGCUUCAUUGUGAAUUGUUUAUAUAUAAUUUUGUUUUUUAAUUCAGCAGUGCUGAACUUGAGACAAUCAAGUGCAGCUUCUGGCCCCCUUAUACACCUGAUUUCAAAUAUACAAACUGACAGUUCAUUUGUUAUGUAGAAGUUGUUUUGAUUUUAAUAAAAAGCUUAAUAAAGACAGAAUUGACCUAAUCCAAAACGGGUAGGUAUGAUGAUGAUAAUUUAUUUUCCUAUACACUGUUGUGCGUAUUCAGUGUAUCCACUUCUAUAGUACAUUGUGCAGCUGUUUGCUUUAUUGCAAGGCUGUUCGUACUUUAGGAUGGUUUCUAUUAGUGCAGUUUGGCUCUAACAACUCUAUACUACUUAAGGCAUCAAAGAGGAUUUGGAAAAGAUCAGUGGUGACACUCAAAAUGAUAAAACCUGAAUAGCUUUAUUGUUUUUUUACAACAGAAAAUGAGUAUGUGUGGAUGUAUAUAUAAUAUACUGUAUAAAUGUGUGUAUAUAUACACACACACACAAAUACAAAUGUGACAUUUAACUGCCAUGUAUUAUGGUUAAUGUGUGUUAGUGUAUUCUUGUUUUUAUAAUGACUUUCUUCAGAUGUUUCGAAGAAAUUCUGAACUGCCAAUAACAUCCAUCAUGUUUAAAAUUGUUUUAUAAUGUGUUCAGUGUUUAAAAUUUCCGCCUUAAAGAAA
Erpetoichthys calabaricus (reedfish) is the source of this 3553-nucleotide messenger RNA. RefSeq names its product oxysterol binding protein-like 11 (gene osbpl11). NCBI's taxonomy places the organism in Eukaryota, Metazoa, Chordata, Cladistia, Polypteriformes, Polypteridae. Gene Ontology annotation, cellular component: membrane; cytosol; intracellular membrane-bounded organelle. Bases 90 to 2261 code for a protein of 723 amino acids. The transcript has 14 exons. Gene Ontology annotation, molecular function: sterol binding. The record is from RefSeq and is a predicted model, not a curated record.